AUUUGAAACAGCAAUGUGUAAUACUGACAGUGGCGGAGCAACCAAUUUUGCAUUUAAGCUCAGUAACCAUGGCAAUCAACAAGCUCCAUGUACGUACCACGCCCCGACUGGGCUGGUAUUACAUUUGCGCGGUUAAAAUUUAUGCGCAUGCUCAGUUAAGUCGCACGUUUCUGCCAUAGGUCACUGGUUGUUCCGUAUCAUACUUGACUUGAAGUUGGCUGACUCAGUGUUUGUGGGAAAUUCUGGUAGACUGCUCGGUUAUUUGCUUUCUCUAGACUCUAGCUGGACUUUACUAGAGCUUAGAAAUUAGACGAGUUUGGAAUAAAGCUCUAUUUUUUUUACACGGAAAAAAAGCGGAAGUUCAAGAAAACGAUAUUAUACAGGACGUAUACGGAAGAAAGCGGACUUGCCUAAAUGGACUAAAAUAGUAAAUAUACAUACCUCCAGAAAGCCUAAUUCAAGCUAGAGCCCGAGAGUCAGAGAGAACAGAAACAUGCAGCAACAGUGUUGUAUUGGUUCGCUCUCUGGAACAACAAAAGUCACACUGAAAGCAGGACAGACUAUAAACCGUGAAAUUCUAGGCACAAUAUUUGGAUAUAUACCCAAAACUGUAGUUUUGUUAUCGAAAGAUGGGGAUAUUUUGACAGCAGAAGAAGAUGGGUCAUUUGCAGUAGGUAGUAUAAGUCGUGUAGACCAUUGGGACUGCUUUGGCACUCCACAACCUGAGCAAGUGGUGCAACCACCAGAAGAACUUAAGUAUUUGUAUCAGCCAGGCCGUAGCGAUUCUUAUGGAGGAUGUUGUUCAGGAUAUAGUCGAGGGAAGGGAAAGCAAGGAAAAGUGUGGAAAUCAAAAAGAGUCCCUCCUGGUGUACUUAAUGUCGAGAAUGAAAGAAAUGUUGGCCAGGAAUGGAUGAAAUCAGUUGAGCUAUGCCAGUGGAAUGGUCUGGAAAGGAGAUGGGAGGAGAUACAAACUUUACCAGUGAAAUUGAGAGAGGACACAGCCAAUGUAGAAGCAGUAACAAGGAUGGUGAGUGCUGACGGAUUUGAUGGCAAAGAGGUGGUAUUAUUGGACUUAAAGUUUCUGAAAGUCAUGGAUGUUUCAAGUACUAAAGGUGCUGCCUUCUGGAGGACAGCCCGGAAAAUUAGAGGUGUUUUGCUUGAGGAUUAUGAAGAGUAUGCCUCCUGUGAGAAACCAAAGAAGAAAUCUAGAGAUUCAGUUGAGAUGAGAUUGAGUAAACUGGAAAAGUCGGUGAUGUUUAAUUCUCGCUCAGAUACUGACCCUAGUACGAAGCUACUAUUAUGUGAGGCCGAAUGUGCAUCAUUAAAGUAUCAAGUUACAUCAUUGAAGCAAGAUAUAGAUUUAGUAGCCUCAUGUUUUACUUGUGUAAUAUGUAUGAGAAUGGAAUUUCCAGCUUACUGGAGCUCUUGUUGUAAGCCUUAUUCUUGGCUGUGAAAGUUGUGUCUCACAAUGGGUGAGUGACACAAGGACAUGCCCUCACUGUAGAAGCGUCAUUGACCUAGAAGAGUUGGUAAAACUUCCGGAAAUGAGGAGUUUGUGUGAAACUUUAUCGAAAUAUACUGUGGAAGACUAACGAUUAUCUUACUUAUUACCACUUUUUGGUUAUUCAUUUAUCCCAUUUAUCAAGGCUCUCACUCAUUUAGUCAAUAUGAUUUGUUAAUUUUUGUUUUAUGAAACCAGUUUAGAUCUUUUGGGCAGGGCCAGGAUGAUCUUAAUAGUAAUUGCUCCACCUAGUGCUAGUAAUCACGUGAUCCUGAUUGUGAAUGAGAAGAUGAAUGAAUUACCCUCGGAAUUACCACUGGGCCUACUAGAGCAGAGGUUUUAUAGCAGUAGCAGAAGAGGUUCGUCUACAAGAACAGUCAACAAUGUCGCCGAUAUGGCAAACCAGGAGCUAGCUGAACAGGUUGAUGCUUUAUAUGAUCUUAAACUUAUGACAAGGUUCCUUUUUGGAUACCUUUUCUCAAAAGGCUACCCUGUUUCACAACCCAGAGUUGCAUCCGCAUUAUGGGAAGUUGCUCCUGAGGCUUAUGAAGGCAGGAGAAAUGAUUUGCUAGAGAGAAGUAAUCCAGUUCCCUAUCUCGCCUGCCAUUUUGGUCACAAAAUACAUAUGGAUCAGAACGAAAAGUUGUCAUUGUUUGGCGUUACAUCUGUCAUUGCUAGAGACGGCUAUUCUGGUAAAAUCGUAGCAUUUGGAAUCAUGCCGGUGAAAAAUUGUAUUGCAAUAUAUGACCUUGUUUUCAGGAAAGCUGUGAUUGAAAAUGGACUGUGGCACCAGGUUAGGGUUGACCAUGGUAGAGAGUUCUAUUUAGUUUUGAGGAUCCAAGAUCAUCUGCGUACAAACUGUGGUCCUCGUAGUAUAGCAUCAUAUGUACAGUCACCUUCAACUGAGGUAUUAUUGAAAUUAUUGUAAUAGCAAUUAUUAUUUGUACUUUUCUAAUGAUUACUGUGCAUGCAAUUGCACGUAAUUUUUACAGAA
Amphimedon queenslandica is the source of this 2495-nucleotide messenger RNA. RefSeq lists its product as uncharacterized. The coding region runs from base 1725 to 2429 and encodes 234 amino acids. The transcript is spliced from 4 exons. NCBI's taxonomy places the organism in Eukaryota, Metazoa, Porifera, Demospongiae, Haplosclerida, Niphatidae. The record is from RefSeq and is a predicted model, not a curated record.